AUGAUGCGCUACGUGCUGUGUAUCCUCGCUCUCCUGCUCUCAUGUGCGUGUGUGCACGUCCUCGCUGAAGAAGUGCCUGCCGCCGAUCUUUCCGACCAAGUCCCUGAUACGGAGAGUGAGACAAAGAUUCUUCUUACUCCUACAGAUGGCAAAUGCCCUGAUGGUACUGAACUUCCUGACGGUAAAAUUUGCCCUGCCACUUCUGCGGGUCCACCACCACCUCCUCCUCCUCCACCUCCUCUUCCUGGUGCUAAAGCUAAUUCUUCUGAUCGUUGUCCUGCAGGUCACACUCCUUCUAAUGAUGAAACUUGUAAACCUGCCUCUCCUGCUGGUGUUUCUCCUUCUCCACCUGUUGGUGGUGGUAAAGAUUGUACUUCAGAGAAGACUGAUCCUCCGUGCUCCACUAGCGGUAGGGAACAUGAAGAUGCUCGUGCUGAUGAUUGUGUGACAUCUUCUGAUAGGGAAAGUUGCCCUGACAAUGAUGGUGACACUCAAGAGCAGUGCCCUCCCACUUCUGGUAAAAUUUGUCCACCAACACCAACAGCCCAUGUUCCUGAACAGCCUGUUAAGGGUCCUGGUGAAAUUGGUAACAAUCAACAAGACCUCAACAGUGAAAAUAGUUUACCUGCUGCUGAUGGUCAUGGUAAUGGUGCCCCCGGUAAUAAAGCUGAUGCUGGUUCUGCUGCGGGUACUGGUGGUGUUGCUGAUGGUCGUACUUCCACUUCUGAAGCUGCUACUCCCGCUGCACCUGCACCUGCUGCUUCUACUGCAGGGAACAGUGAUGCUCCUUCAGAAAAUCCUCAACAUGCAAACAAUGAGCCACGUGAAACUGCACCAUCACCAACCACACCUUCUUCCCGCAGCUCAGCCACAGCAAGUGAUGGUGGUUCAAAUCCUGCAUCAACUGAGAAUGAUAAUACACCUUCAGGGAGUGAAUCAACAAACAACCAAGAGGGUGUGGCAAGUAAUACAGAUACAACCACCACCACCACAACAACAACCACAACACUUCCUCCUGAACUCACAAACAACAAGAAGGGUGAUGCAGACAGCAGCAGCAGUAUCAGCAGUUCUGUGUGGGUGCGUGUACCGCUACUGAUUGUGGUUACACUGGCCUGUAUUCUU
This is a messenger RNA of Trypanosoma theileri, 1125 nucleotides long. RefSeq lists its product as uncharacterized. The record is from RefSeq and is a predicted model, not a curated record. The annotation marks the transcript as partial. The transcript has a single exon. NCBI's taxonomy places the organism in Eukaryota, Euglenozoa, Kinetoplastea, Trypanosomatida, Trypanosomatidae.